AGGUCCAAAGCAUUUUCACAAGACGUCUUUCACGUUACGUUUUCACCAGACAAUGAGAAGCAUUUGACAAGCAGUGGUGUCGGUCACAUCAGGUUUUGGAAAAUGGCUCACACCUUCACCGGUCUCAAGCUGCAAGGUGAGCUGGGUAAAUUUGGUCGGACAGAGAUCUCCGACAUUGAAGGAUUUGUUGAACUGCCUGAUGGGAAGGUGUUGUCCGGCACUGAAUGGGGUAACAUGUUAUUAUGGGAUGGUGCCCUGAUCAAAGUGCAAGUGUGUCGUAAAAACAAGAAGCCCUGUCACAAUGGGAGUAUUGAACAAUUUGUGAUGGAUGAAGGCGAACUGAUCACUCUCGGUGCUGAUGGAUAUAUCAGGGUAUGGGAUUUUGAAACCAUCGACACGGCGGAUGCACCAGAAGAAUCAGGAUCCUUUGAAAUGGAACCCAUGAACGAACUGAAAGUCGGUAACGAUGUCAGUUUGCGAUCGAUGGUGAAAUCAGUAGAUCCUGAAGCGCAGAGUCUGUGGUAUGCACAGGACUCAAAUGGUGGAAUAUGGAAACUUGACCUGACUUUCUCACAUACUACUAAACCUCCAGAGAAGCUUUUCUCUUUUCAUGCUGGUGAAGUGACUGGAUUGUCAGUGUCUGUCAAUUCACAUCUGGCUGCUACUACUGCAUCCGAUCGUACUGUCAGAGUUUAUGAUUACAUUUCUAAGACUCAAUUAUGUCAGAUGAAAUUCAGUGCUGGUGGUAGUGUUCUUGCUUGGCUACCUCAAAUUGUAAGUGAUGAUACCCAUUAUUAUGUGGAAGUUAAACUGAAAAAAGUUUUGAGUUAUUACGAGAAUACUCAGACAGUACUGAAUUGCAUUAACUUCCAGUAUUCAUAG
This is a messenger RNA of Saccoglossus kowalevskii, 882 nucleotides long. RefSeq names its product cilia- and flagella-associated protein 44-like. NCBI's taxonomy places the organism in Eukaryota, Metazoa, Hemichordata, Enteropneusta, Harrimaniidae. Gene Ontology annotation, molecular function: protein binding. The record is from RefSeq and is a predicted model, not a curated record.